Messenger RNA from Aedes albopictus (Asian tiger mosquito), 5835 nucleotides. RefSeq lists its product as uncharacterized. The record is from RefSeq and is a predicted model, not a curated record. The coding region runs from base 937 to 2091 and encodes 384 amino acids. NCBI's taxonomy places the organism in Eukaryota, Metazoa, Arthropoda, Insecta, Diptera, Culicidae. The transcript has 2 exons.
AUGAAAUUUUACGACCUCUCACCUUUUGCAAAAUAAUAUUUCCACACACUCACUGAUGUUCACGCACAACUCUUUUCCAAGAUUUAUGAUUCAGUUUCAGCGCCUGUCAAGGCAUUUUAGAGUUAUUGCUUUACGGCCUGUCAGCUGAAAUUGGAAAACUUCCUACUAAUCUCUUACUUGUGUGCGAAAGAGCCAGGCUCCCCGACGUUACUUUGAAAGUCAAAAAAAAAAUCCGUCCAUAGUUUCCAGCACCGCAGUCAAGUUCGAUGAAGCACGUUGUAUUCCCAGUGUACCAUUUAGUGUAUUCCUAAACGUGCAUGUCGUCACGGUUCUAGCACCAUGGGUACGUGCGUAUAUUUGCUGCACCUCCCCAAAGGUAGGUACACCUGGAAACCUUUCCGCCCAGGGCGUCACGUGCUCUAUUUCAGACAGUUAGGUGGUAGAGCCCGGCGUUUGGAGGCCUGAGCAUGCAAACCCCAUCGCAUAAAUUUUCCGCUUUUACAAUGGCCAAACGGUUCCCGGGUGCUUGUUUUGCUGAGAUUUGCACAAUUCAACGAGGAAAUAUUACCUCUGCCAAUGUGUUUUAUUACCGAAGAGAAUCGUCGGCUGGAGUCUCCAGCCGACACACACACCUUUCCCAAGAAUGAAUGAUUGAACCGGUUUUCGAUGCUUCCCAUUCUGGUUCUAGUCUAACGCAAUGUCGUUUUUCCGUUCUGUUUUUUUUUUCUGAUCCAUCCUACAGGAAAUCACGCAAUCGGAACGGUACGCAAAUUCCCGACGCUUCCGCUGAAUCCGAACGGGGUGUGGAUCGAUCCCGGAGGCGGCGUUUGGCGGCAGGCGUCCGAAAUCACCAAGGAAGCCAUUACGGACUAUGCAGCCGUGUCGAGUGCUCCCACGCUGCCGCUGCCCGACUACGAAAGGUUGUCUCCCCUGAACAUGCCCGACUACGCCGAGGUGGCCGGUUGCUCAUCCUUCAAAAACGACCUCGGUGGAUCACCCUCCUACGAUAACUACGGUGCGUAUGCUUCCACCACCCUGGUCGGUCGCUCAACUGGCAAUCACGUCGCCGGCAUUGGCACCAGUUCCAACGGGACGCCGUCAGUGCCAUCCGGUGCACCGAUGUUCGCCCAGAAUCAAUUCGAUGGGAAAAAUGUCUACUCGGCCCCGACGAGCUGCCAUUACAAUAAUUUCAUAAAUCAACAUCAACUGCGCCAUCAGCAACAAUUGCAUCAACCGCCCAACGGGUCCAUCGGAGCUGCUGGGGUGGAACCGAAGCGGCCCGGGGGCUCGUACGGGGGCAGCAUGAAGAGCCAGAAGAUGAACAUCAUCGAAAACCGGAUGGCCGACAUGAUGAACAACCUGGGCCACAGCCAGACCUCGGUGGCAUCGGCCUCGCCUGGCCUUCCCGGGUCACCAUAUGGCGGCUCCAGCGUGAGUAAUCUCAACGCAAACAGCAGCAGUAAUCUACUUCCGGCGUCGUCCUCCGGGGCCAGUGUAAGCGUUCCACAUACGCCCCUCUUCGGCACCAUCAAGCGAACGACAAAAUACAACAAAAUAGGCUACAAUAAGGAUAAUAAACUCAAUUUCGGCGAUAAUGGACGUUCAACCGAGCAGCCAUUGUUCAUCAAGUCCAAGUACGACGGAACGUGGUCCUCGGUUCCCAGCACGGCGGCCUCGUCAGCAAACAACAUAAAUAUGAUUAAUAAUUCGCCAUAUCACCAGCAGCUACAACAUCAUCAUCAAUCGCACAGCCAGUUGCCGUCGUCGUCGUUAUCCUUGUUGGGUCAUCAUCAUCAGCCGUCGACGACGACGACGACGACAUCGCAUCAGUUUGCCGGCAAAGGUCCCGGAAGCUCCAACAUUUUGGAUCCCUUGCCGAACGACGACGGUUGCGGUGCUAGUAGCGCUUCAGCUAAUAAUUUAGAUAAUCAGCAAAUACAGAAUAAUAAUCCCAGCGGCAGCAACGGAAGCAGCAGCAGUUCCAAUGGCAGCGGCAGCAGCAACAAUGGUAGUAAUAGUGGAAGCCACAAUGGAACCGGUAGUAGCUCACAGAAUUAUUUAACCAGCUUUGGCAAAACGGAUAAUGUGUAAAUUUCAUGGGUGCGCGUAGGGGGCGGGGGUGGAUAGAGGAGAGACCGGCUGGAAGAUGGGUUUCCUGUGAACUGGUUGAGACACAGUUCCGUCACGAUGAUCUUUGUUGGGCUCUUCUUCUGUGAUGGGUGUUGUUGAAUCGUAGCAGAGAGGUUAUACGUUCUCGGUAUGGAUUCGAAUGAUUUUCAAUUAUUUUUAUCGCUCUUAAUUGCACCAAAACUUGAAAAUCUGUAAAAUGUUUGUUAUGUCAACGUACAGCAAACAAUUUAGACGAUCUGAUUAACGUCAUUCCUUGACUUCAGAGAACCAUAGAUGGACAACAUUCAGACAAUUAUUUGCAAGCGGAAAACAUCGGUUAGCUCCAGAAACUAAUAUGGGGCAUCCAUUUAGUACGUCACGCAAAAGUUGGGAACUUUAGACCCCCCUCCCCCCUUCGUACGGGGUUUUCGUAUACCUAAUACAUUGGACUUCGCUUAGAUCAUCAAAUUUUCCUAGGAACAGUUUCGAGAGACCUUUUUAUUGACACAUAAUAAAAUAUGGGUUUAAGUAGUGCACAGAGCUUCUACAUAGAUAAAAUAUGUGAUUACAGUUUAUCUACAGCUCAAUGAACUCAAGACUUGACUUCAACUAGGUCAUCCCGGGUACUCAGGAAUCUAGUUGAGGAACUUACUUUCUUCUGUUCGAACCGCUGUUUUCAGCGUGCAAAUAACUCUCAUUGUAGUCAACCAACGAUUCUCUGAAGUCAAGACAUGACUUCAAUCAGAUCAUCCAAAUUGUUUGCAGUACGUAGACAUAACAAACAUUUUACAGAUUUUCAAGUAUUGGUGCAAUUAAGAACGAUAAAAUAAUUGAAAAUCAUCCGUGAUGAUUAUAUCGAGAAAUCAUAUUUUGUUAGGACGGAUUCGGACAAUCCAUCGAGAGAUUCAGAAAAUAUAAACAGUAUUACAAGGGCUACAGAUGUUCUAAAGAUGUAUCCGAUGACCUAUGAGGUCAAUAUGUGAAUCAUAUCUCGAGUUUAAUGUCAUUUGAAAACAACAAUCGUCAAUGUAGACUUCGAUGGUUCAAGAAUGUUUAAUAUCCCAAGAACUCAAAGGAAAACUAUCAAAGAAUCCCAGAGUCGAACCUGUAGCAACGUCAACUAUCAUUAGGAAAUGUAUUACAAAAAUUCCUUCAAAAGAUCAUCUGGUAAAUUCUUCAAGAGUUCCUUAUAGAAUUUCCCCAAAUUUUCUCCAGGAAUUUCUUCGGUAUUUCUUUCUAAAACUUUUUAUGAGAUUUUUUUCUGAAAGAGUUUUCCAGGAAUCCUUUCAGAAGUAGGUACCUCCGUAAAUUUUUCUUGCGUCAAUUCAACCAGGGGUUCAAUUAUCAAUCAAGUCAAUUCAGGGUUAAUGAGAUUUCUUUACAGAUUGUCCCAGAAUUCAUACAGGAGCAUGUCCUAGGGAUCCUUCAGAAAAUAGUUCAGCGUCCAUUUGACUUCAGGCAGACUUUGAAUACACUUUAGAUUUCUUAGGAAAACUUAAACUUCGUUUAAAGCACCAUUCAGAGCAAUUUGUAGGAGUUCAAAAUAUCUUGGUCAAAGAUACCUUCGAGAAUACUUCCAGGGAUUUCCAUAGAAGCCUUCGAACAAAUACGUAUGUACCGUCAGAGCGCCAUUCACCGUGGGGGCAUACAAUGUUGUGUUGGUGAAAUUGAAGGGAAAUUGUCAUAUCAUUCAAUUGUGAUUCAAUCAUAAUAUGGAAAUAAUGAAAAAAUAUUCGAAGGCACACGGUGAAUGGAGCCCCCACGGUGAAUGACGUCUUGACGGUAUAUGAUUUCCUUGAAUAAUAGAGGAACUUAUGCUGCAUUGUUCUAAUCAUCAUGGGGUGUUUUCUGAACAUAUGUAACUCAACGUUGGCCUAGAAACUUUCCCUACUACCAUAUUGAAUUGUGCGGCAAAGUUUCUGGACAAUUUACCGAAAAUUCCGGAGGAGCUCUUGAAAAAAAAGGAGGAGUUUCAAGAUAACUCCCGAUAGAUAACUCCGGAUGAAUUCUUCCAGGUGAAAUCUUCUGAUAACUUUCAGAAGAAUUUUAAGAGGAUCUUGUGCAAAAGUUCCAAAAAAAUUGAUUCGUACUGGUGCGUGGACUGGACAGCCUCAAUCAAUAAAUCAGGCUCCCAAACAGCACCAUUGCACCAUUAGGUUCUAAGCAGAUACCCUUUAACCACGUUCAACCUCUAAUCUGUCCCCCGUGAGAAACACUUAGAAGCCAAUCCUGGCCAGACCGCAAACGGAAGCCAACUAAUUCAUCACAUUUGAUCCACUGCCAUUUCAACUCUUCCAAACCACAGUAUAACUACGACCGACGUGAUGCACUCUUCCAAACGCAGUCAGUUCCUCGGAACAGCUAGAUGCAGAGGCGCAUCCCUAAUGAACCUUCAUCAUAUCCGUCACCACAGAACCAGUAGCAACAUCAUCAUUUUUCGUAAUCGCCUCAAUCAACCCAUUUCGGGAGUUGGGACGUACUGACUACUGGAUGGCAGGUCCAAAUGGGACACAAAUGACGACGAUGGCAGAAUGAGACACACGACAAAGAGUUCACAUUCAGUGUCACUACUGACUGGUUCGGUAGUUAACCAUCGCAUCGUUGUCGUUGCAGAGCACGACCUCACCAACCCUAUAGAACAAGAGCACGCAAUCAUCAUCAUCGUCGUCAUCAUCACCGUACUCGUCCGCUGCCACCGUUUGUCGUCACAAAAUUAGAAGAAUGGUUACCGCCACCAACAACAGCAGGCUGCAGAACACAAUGCUCGGGUGUUUAAUUUGAUACUUUGUGCAAUGGAAUACGCAGGGAUGCGCGGCACUGCUCGGUUUGCUUACUGAGAAGAGAAUAGACGUCCGUACUUUUACCGAAGUUGACGAUAGGCUUACAACGUCCUCUUGCGAGUCGAACUGGUGAUGUUAGCUUGAUUAUUUACUUCACUAGAGAACCUUCUCUAUGCGAGUUGGUGUUGUCGAUUUUGGAAGAUUGCAAGUCAACAUUAAAAAAAAAGGCCCGUUCAUUUUGCUGCACACAAUUUAACAAAUUUUGAAUACGAUAUGGACUAUGGUGACCCUACAACCAUUACCGUAGCUAAAGAAAAACCGGGGAGGGAGGGCAGGCCCCAAAGAAAUUCUUUGAUUGGUAUCCCAAAGAACCUCUAGCAGGAUAAAUGCAAAAUAUUGUUAGGUACUUCUUUGUGGAAUUCAAGUAUCGUGUAGAAAAAAGAUGCUGGUAGAAUUUGCAAUGGAAUUCCUGCAGAAGUUAUUGAAACUCCUAACUAUCCCAAAACAAUCGUACCAAAAUCAUAGCAGAACCACAGACAAACAGACGUAACACUUGCGAAAUUUCCAUCGAUCACGCUUUUAACGAUCAUUUUAAAUUUUCAUAGUUGUGGCUUUCACAACCAGAGGCGCGCGCAUCGUAUUCUCAUGCGUUUGACGUUUCACACUAGCGCCUUCUGUUGACGAUAUUGCACAACACAGUGAUUCGUGCAACUUUUCCACCAGGUGAUGGUAGUGUAAACUGGGCGAUGGAUUUCCAUGAAAAUCGUUCAAGGUGUUACGUCUGUUUGUCUGUGGCUGAACUCUUUCAAAAACUACUAACUCUUUUAAGGACAAACGUUUUGAAAUCCCGCUUCCACAGUGCAUCAGAACUUUAGACGCACAAAUCUCAAGAAGCAAGCUUCAAACAACAGUGCAUUGUAUUAUUCUGUUCUUGCUCACUUGUAAU